This is a messenger RNA of Pseudonaja textilis, 2035 nucleotides long. It is a transcript of the gene ARRDC4, whose product is annotated as arrestin domain containing 4. NCBI's taxonomy places the organism in Eukaryota, Metazoa, Chordata, Lepidosauria, Squamata, Elapidae. Gene Ontology annotation, biological process: protein transport. Gene Ontology annotation, cellular component: plasma membrane; cytoplasm. Gene Ontology annotation, molecular function: ubiquitin-like ligase-substrate adaptor activity. The record is from RefSeq and is a predicted model, not a curated record.
UGGGAGCAUCUGAUCUCAAUAUGGCUUCCAAAGCUGACAAUGUGCUAAACUUGCCAUUUCUCUGUCUCGUGUGCAGCCCCUUGGCGACCUCUUUCACGGGGAAAUACGGCAGCAUUCAGUACUUUGUGAACGUAACCCUGGAGAGCGCCAGCGGCCCCCGUCAGUCGGUGUCGAGGGAGUUUCAAGUGAUCAGCCACAUUGAUGUCAAUUCUCCGGUUCUCUUGAGUCCUGUAAGACAGACUCAAGAUAAAAUGAUUGGUUGCUGGUUCUUCACUUCGGGUCCGGUUUCUUUGAGUGCCAAAAUCGACAGGAAAGGGUUUUGCAAUGGUGAAGUUAUACCAAUUUAUGCAGAAAUUGAAAAUUGCUCCUCGCGGCUAAUUGUGCCCAAAGCUGCCAUUUUCCAAAUACAGACUUACGUAGUUCGAGGGAAAACAAAGACUUUUCGUCAAAUGGUUGCCAACGUGCGAGGAAACCAUAUCGCCUCAGGAAGCACAGAUACCUGGAAUGGCAAAACUCUGAAAAUCCCACCUGUCACCCCUUCUAUCCUUGACUGCUGCAUUAUCAGAGUGGAAUAUUCCUUGGCGGUAUAUGUUCAUAUUCCCGGUGCCAAAAAGCUGAUGGUUGAACUGCCUUUGGUCAUUGGCACAAUUCCAUGUACUGCUUUUUCCAGCAGGAACUCAGAUUUUGUCAACCAGCUGGCUAUGGAUAUGAGGUGGCUGGCUCAGGCACUGCCAGAUCAUCCAGAAGCACCACCCAAUUAUGCUGAUAUAGUAUCAGAGGAAGAAUACUCAAGGCAUGUUACUGUUUAUCCGACUUCAAUGGAUUGUGACGAGCAGCUGCGUUGUCCUAUGCUCGCCUACAUCCAAGAAUUCCGAUUUCAGCCGCCGCCUCUCUAUUCAGAGAUCGACCCCUAUCCUACUGAGGUAGAAGACAAUCGGCCGGUUUUACUCACGGAUUAAGGGUGAUUCCCGAAAACCUUGGUUUGUUUUUGUUUUUUUUUUGACUGCCUCUUCUUAAAGAAUUUUUUGUUGUUGUUCAAUAAAGCAAUUUAAAAUUGGAGCAGGCACCAGAAGAUCUAAGUCAAAACGAAUCUUGAACAAGAAAGGAAGCGUGGAAGAAUGUGUUAUUGCAGAAAUUGGCCCACGCAACAAAGCCUGGACGUUGCUUUGGUCAGAUACUUGUUAUUUAUUACAUUUUUAUCCCACCCCUCUCCACUAUAUGUUGACUCUGGGCCAUAUCUGGGAAGAAAAUAAGUUUAGGUUGUGAUUCCUCUUCUCAUAAUGUUCAGGAUAUUUCGGAGAGCAGUAAGACAACCAGCUACAGGAGGUCUGCCUUUGGGAAUACAAAUAUUUACAUCUGUAUCCAGAUACAAGGAUUUUUGCUUGGCACGAUCAACUCCUUACCAAGAUUAAGUGAGAUUUUGACUGCGCAGAUUAUUCUCUUUUCUUUUUUUCCUGUUAAACACACGGACAUAUCAUUCCUAAGUUUAAUAAUCACAGAGCAAUACUGCGACAUUUUUACCGUGAGUGAGUAACAUUAAAAAUACUCCGUGCAAUGUUGCGUAGGCAGAAGCUUGGUCUCAUUGCCAGCUUUGGAAAUUGCAAUUUUACAGCGGAGGCUGGUUUUCAAGAGUCGCUUUGCUCAGAUUGCUAGACUUUUGGGGUGGGCUGGGGGGCUGCUUCAGCAAUGUGGCCUGAUUUGGCGAGGGGCCAGGACAGCCCAAACUUUCAAUCAGGACUUUUUCAGCCAUUUGAGAUGCCAUGACUUUAAACCUCUUAAGUAAAAAAAACGAUCCUUGGCUCCGUUGUUUGGGAUAGGUAUAGUUUUAUUGCAAGCCAAGCGUAUUGCAGUCAAGCAGAGCCCAAAACGUAAGAGUUGUGCACCAAAAUCCCUAUAUGGAACUUUUCCUUCCCUUUACUGUCUCCCGUCGCCGACACCCCCAUCAGGUUCGGGCAAGACGUUUUCCGAACGGUUAGUUCAAGCAUAGGCGGCUUCUCCCAGCUGAGUGACCUUGAAGCAGCCUCUUGGGGGGGAU